This is a messenger RNA of Entrophospora candida, 300 nucleotides long. The record is from the annotation of a GenBank genome assembly. Lineage: Eukaryota; Fungi; Glomeromycota; Glomeromycetes; Entrophosporales; Entrophosporaceae.
AUGUCACCAAGAAAGGUUCAAGAUCCUCCAGCUAAUCCAGCUAAUCCAGCCAAUCCAGCCAAUCCAGCCAAUCCAGCUGAUACAGUUCAAGAUCCUAUAGCCAAUCCAGCUAAUCCAUUUCAGGGUCCUUUAUAUCCUGCGGCCAAUCCGGCGAGACUAAUACAAAUUUGUCCUUAUUUUGAAGCAGGUAGCAAUUAUUCACUUGAUAUGAAAUUUCAAAUAGAAGGGGGGUGGUUUGAUGAGCCCUCACCACCACCGUCAGAAAAUUGGAAUGAUGCCUGUAGAGGAAGAAACAGGUAG